Yamadazyma tenuis ATCC 10573 is the source of this 3005-nucleotide messenger RNA. NCBI's taxonomy places the organism in Eukaryota, Fungi, Ascomycota, Pichiomycetes, Serinales, Debaryomycetaceae. The record is from RefSeq and is a predicted model, not a curated record.
CCGCCACAAGUAGGUCCAAGGCAAUGCCUACUCAAUCCAGAAAGAAAUCUGGAACUGUUCCUCUGCACCUUGACAGUCAAUUGUGGAUGGGUAAGAAAGUAAAUGGGAAUAAUAGACAGAACCAGAUUUCAUUGAACCACCUUAUCCACUACCAGCCGUAUAAAGAGCUGGAUGAGUACAAAAGUAGACAUUCUAAGCCAAAAUCCAGGCGUCUUCGGUCUUCUCGAAAUUCUUUCAACGAUCCUUCUGCUGACAGAUACAAAGUGCCUUUGAGAGGAAUGGGUUUUAUCAACUUGAACUAUAAAUUUGUGGUCGACUAUAGAGGUGACUACAAGUCACAGGAGAUUGACCCCAAUGUACCGGUAUCUCCGGAGAAUGUCAUUCGAAUAGUGGUUCCUACUGGAAAUGCCUGUCCAAUAUGCCUUUCCGACACCCCCAUAGCUCCCAGAAUGAUCACAUCUUGUGGCCACAUUCUCUGCCUCAAGUGUUUGUUGUCGUUGCUCGACACAGAGAUUCCCACCAACAAGAAGAAGCAGUCGGCGGCGGUGGUGGAGAAGUAUAAUGACUGUCCUUUGUGCUCUUCCAUUAUUCGGAAAAAUGAGACCAAACCCGCUUUGAUCUUAGAUGUGGACGAUCGGUUUGAAACACCAAAGGUGGGGGACGAUGUGAUCAUGAGUCUUAUGUCGAGACCCCACAGUAGGCUAUUUGCGGUUCCAAGAGCCAUCGAAGAAAUUCAUUAUCAGAUUAAAAACUUUCCAUCCGUGGACAUGACAGAUCCCGAUUUGACUCCGUACCUGAGGCUCUUCAAGGCCGACUUGGUGUACAUUUUCAAGAUGUAUAAUCAGGAAAAGGAGCAGAUACUAAAGACAUAUGCCGAAGAGAAGGAAUUAUACAACGACGAUGGCAAGUACUCCAUGCUUGCCAUCGAUGAGAUCAACAAGGACAUCGAUAGGUGGGUCAAAUGGUACAACCAGGAAGAAUCCAACCCUAUCAAGGCCGAGUCGAUUGUGAAAAAUGACAAUAUCGACUCGUCCAAUAGCUUUUUCUAUUACGAAACUGGUUUCAAUGCCAGAGCGACCUUUGUGUUAUCUCCAUUGGAUAUCAAGGUAUUGAAGUCCAACUAUAACAACGAGUAUGGAAACUUACCGUCUGUUGUGAUUGCAAAGGUGGAAAACAUUCAGUAUGAAGAGCUAACCCCCGAGAACUCCUUGAAGAAGUACAAGUACCUUUCACAUCUCCCCUGGGGCACUUCUAUUGGGUUCCUACAGUGUAAUUGGCACAACAACGAGUAUAUAUCGAAUGAUACUUGGGAACUUUUCAAAGAUGACUUGGUCAAGAGGACAAAGAAAUCACAGCGAAAGUUCGAAAAAGAGGACCGGGCGAAGAAGAGAGCUGAAACUGAAGAGGAGAGGAAGGCAAUGCUCUUUUAUGAACGGGAAAAUGACCCUUCUAAGCUGAGCCGUUUCGAAGAGUACCAUGAACUCUAUGAUGAGGAACUAUUUUACGGUUCUGCCAACUUUGGCAGUCUUUCUAUCAUUGACAAUAGAGAGUUGCCACUUCUUUCCUCUGAGGGCAAUGAAGAGGAAGCGGUUGACUCGGAUGAAUCUUCUGUAGCAGCAUACGAAACCACUGUCUGGGGAACUAAGGUGAAGAAGUCUGAAAACUCUACCGAUCCGACUAGUGGAGACGAUUGGGAUGCUGAAGAGAUGAUCAGAAAGGCCAAGGAAGAAAUGGAAAGACAGGAAGAAGUUGUUGGGAAGAAAAAGAACAAGAAAAAGAAGAAGCUUGUUCUUCUCUCAUCAAACUACUAAACUUUAUGUACAUAAAAACAUUUUGGCAGCGCGCUCACACAAUUUCCAACACGUAAUUUUCCACCACCACCACCAUCAAUGUCAACUACGAAACCAAACUUAUACAAUGUGGCACAAUUGCGCACAAUCGUCGACGACAACUUGUCCGACAUUCUUGGAGGCCUUGGGUACAGCGAAUCAUUUAAACUCACCGAUAUCAAAUUAGCACUUGGCGUUUUAACUGUCCUUUUGAGUGGUGGAUUAUUCCUCAUUGAAAAGAAGAUCCCGUUCAACGAAUCUUUCACCCUCACGGUGUUAAUUCUAGCUGUGUACUUUGCAAUCAGUGGGGUUUUAUUUUUCUUGACCAAUUCUAAGAGGUUCAAGAACAUCAAAUACGUGGGGUUCAAUGAUAAUAACGAACAGAUCACUAUAGUUACAAGCAGUCCCAAGUACGAACCAGUCUACAACAUAGAAUUGAGGUUUGGCGAAGAGAGGCAACAGAGCGUCAAAACUCACAUUGAAUUCAUGAAGAUUUUUGACAACUUCUCCAUGUUCCAACCGGAACUUCUCAAGCAGUUGCUUAGUAAGGAAAUAGAGAAGGUUGGAAAAAAGCGAAACUAAAUACUUCACUAAUACACGUAAUGAUCUAUGUAUUGUUCUUGUCUAUGAAUUGUCCCUGACCUUCUGGUCCAUCUGUGAAAAUCUUCUACACAACUGUAUAAUCGAGUAAGGUAGACAUUUCACCACUGGUAACAAUUUUCCAUAAAUAGGCUCACUCAACACCCCACACUGCCCGUUGUUCACUCUAUCCAUAAUGUCCUUAGCCAAUUUGAUGUGGUCCACCACAGGUGCAAAAAAAAGUCCGAGAAGGACUCACAUCGUCAAACAUUCCUCGCAGUAGCUGUCCAGGUAACACAAGCAACAUUCUGAUACUGGGGAAGUCCACCAACUCCUGAGCUAAACCUUCGUGAAUUUGGCUCAAGGCAGCUUUGGUAGACGAGUAUAUGGUCAAAUUUCGAGGUGCAAGUAUCCCCAACACCGAAGACACUGUCACUAUCGAUAGGCUGUCUUGGGGAUGUUUCAUGUGGUGUUUUAGUAAUGCCCGGAUGCCUUGAAUAUAGGAAAAUACGUUUACAUCGUAUAUCUCAUCGAUCUCUUCCAUGCUCAAUUGUAGUACCGAUUUACUGUGUCUUAUACCAGCAUUGGUGACAAACA